Messenger RNA from Trypanosoma conorhini, 1674 nucleotides. RefSeq lists its product as uncharacterized. Bases 1 to 1674 code for a protein of 557 amino acids. NCBI's taxonomy places the organism in Eukaryota, Euglenozoa, Kinetoplastea, Trypanosomatida, Trypanosomatidae. The record is from RefSeq and is a predicted model, not a curated record. The transcript has a single exon.
AUGCCUCUUCUUAGCGCCGGAAAAAAGGCAGGGAGCGCCACGGAUGUGGCGUUGCGCGGUGUGAAGGAGGGGACAACGCCGAACUCGCUGGAGCCUCGCUCCCGCAUGCUCUCGGAUGCCCCCCGCGUGCCCCCUGAUGGGGACGCGACACUGACGCCGACGUUGAACAGCUGCAGUACGUCGCCGAUAUUCACGACCGACGCCUCACCGGCGUCCGGGCCACUGUCAGCACCUGCCGGAGGAGAGGGAGAGGUUGGAGGUGGUGGGGAUAAUGGUAGGAAGCCCUUGGCGGUGCGAUCGCGGCAUGCUGAGCGUUCCAAAAGGAACGCCUUAAUUGCCGCGACAAACCCGGCCGUGGCUGGGCGUCGUGCGGCGAUAUGGGUCGAGCAGUGGGAUCAUGGAUCUCGCGCCACCCGCCUUCUCAUUCUUGAGGCCUUCCUCGCGUUACAUUCCUCGAGCAAUACCAACAGGAUGGAGAAAGACUUGGGUGACUCCUCUAUGCUCUUCUUCACACGCAUUACGGCUUGGUUGCGGUUGACGUACAAAUUAGGUCAUCCACUGCGUCUGCUUCUUGCCGCCAUAUCGGUGUUUGUGCGUGGUGUGCGUUACCUAACGUGUUUGAUGGAGAUUGGUGGGGCACAGAUGCUCAUCGACACACUUGCGACCUCUUCCCUGGUGACCGACGACCGCCGUGAAGUUGUUUUGUUGCUGUUGUACAUGGCAAAUGCAGGGAGGGUCUAUCGGGAAAUGUUGUGCGACGACGACGAAAUAGGCUUGCUGUUGCAGGCGACACGACGCGAGGGUGAGUCGGACGUUCUGGACCUCCUCGCUUCUCUCUUGCUUCUCUUGGGCGAGGGCAGUAACCCACGUGUUUCCUCGCGUGUGCAGUCUGGGGUGAUUCAAAUGAUUACCCACCGGGAUACCGCUACGGCGGUGAUACUCCAGGCCGCACGCAUCUUGCGCAUCUUUCAGUCGUCGCGAGACAAGAUAUACACGGACGCCAUUGCGCGGGAGGCGCGGGAGGACACAGGCGCGGUGCCGGUGGUAGGAAUUGAGUUGGAUGUCACGCCCGACAGUGCACGGCAGCUGUUAGAGGCCCUCUUUUUCUUGCUGAUCCACGAAGAGCUGAGCCUCCGUGUGGAAGGCUCGGAGUUGCUGACGAUGGUGGCGAAGAACAUUCAGCUAACAGGCCCCAUUUUAACCCGCUGCUUUGACGUGGUGGAUGAGGACCGCCUGGCUAUUGAGGCCGAGGACAAUCUGAACGCGGCCAUGGCGUUGAGGCGGCAUCAAAUUUCCUUUGGCAGCACUGCGGUCAACGUUAUGCUGCUUGAUACCGCCUGCGAGGCGCGGCAGCGGCUGACGUUGGACAUCAUUGUGCGUCGAAGUGCCCACUUUACGCUGCUCAAAUACCUGCGGCUGCUGGAAAGCGGGUAUGUCACCUCCAUCCUGGACUGCUGCCGGGCCUUGCAGCUCAUUUGUCGCGCGGCGCUUCUGCAGGAGCGGCAUGGCGUGGAGGACGGCGCGGAGGCCGAGUUGACGCUGGCGAAGGCCGCCAACCACAUCCGCGUGGUGGUGGGCGACACGCUGUACAACGUCCUGCUGUACGAGGAUCUGACGGAGGACGAGGCCUUCUCCAUCGCCCGCGCCGUCACCUCCUCGGAGCAGUCAAUGUAA